GGAGAAAUUGGACAAAGCACAUGUGUAACACAUACAGUGCAUACAUGUGAAUUUCAAAAUACAAACUUGAUCAGGCUUGCGGUUGUCAACAGAAUUGCGUGAACUUUUUUAUUUUUACAAUUAAAAUCUCUUAAAUAUUUGCAAAAUGUCAGACGGUGAAGAUGAUUUUAUGUGUGAGGAAGAAGAAGAUUAUGGUCUUGAAUACUCUGAGGAUUCAAAUUCAGAACCUGAUGUUGAUUUAGAAAAUCAAUAUUAUAAUAGUAAAGCUUUAAAAGAGGAUGAUCCAAAGGCAGCUCUACAAAGUUUUCAAAAAGUUUUGGAUUUGGAGGGAGGAGAAAAGGGUGAAUGGGGCUUCAAGGCAUUGAAGCAAAUGAUAAAAAUUAAUUUUAAAUUGGGUAAUUAUAAGGAAAUGAUGGCAAGAUAUAAGCAAUUAUUAACAUAUAUUAAAAGUGCAGUUACCAGAAACCAUUCAGAAAAAUCAAUAAAUUCCAUAUUAGAUUAUAUUAGUACCUCAAAGAAUAUGGAAUUGUUACAAGAUUUUUAUGAAACUACUUUAGAUGCGUUGAAGGAUGCCAAAAAUGAUAGGUUAUGGUUUAAAACUAAUACGAAAUUGGGAAAGUUAUACUUUGACCGAUCAGAUUUUAAUAAAUUAGCAAAGAUACUAAAACAACUCCAUCAAAGUUGUCAGACUGAUGAUGGAGAGGAUGAUUUGAAAAAAGGGACACAACUUUUGGAAAUUUAUGCAUUAGAAAUACAAAUGUACACUGCACAAAAAAAUAACAAGAAAUUAAAAACUUUAUAUGAACAGAGUUUACAUAUUAAAAGUGCUAUACCACAUCCAUUAAUAAUGGGAGUCAUUAGAGAAUGUGGAGGAAAAAUGCAUUUGAGAGAAGGUGAAUUUGAAAGAGCACACACUGAUUUCUUUGAAGCUUUUAAAAAUUAUGAUGAGUCUGGAUCACCAAGGCGUACUACAUGUCUGAAAUAUUUAGUUCUAGCAAAUAUGCUUAUGAAAUCUGGUAUCAAUCCAUUUGACUCUCAGGAAGCAAAACCAUAUAAAAAUGAUCCAGAAAUCUUGGCAAUGACAAAUUUAGUAGUCAGUUAUCAAAAUAAUGACAUUAAUCAAUUUGAAUUAAUUUUAAAACAAAACAGAAAUAACAUAAUGGAUGAUCCUUUUAUAAGAGAACACAUCGAAGAUUUAUUACGUAAUAUACGCACACAGGUUUUAAUCAAAUUAAUUAAGCCAUACACUAGAAUUUAUAUCCCUUUUAUAAGCAAAGAGUUAAAUAUCGAUGUAUCAGAAGUCGAAAGUCUUUUAGUGUCUUGUAUUUUGGAUAGUACUAUUCGUGGUCGUAUUGAUCAGGUGAACCAAGUGCUUGAAUUGGAUAAAAAAUCAGUAUGUGCAGCACGUUAUAAUGCUCUUGAUAAAUGGACGGGUCAAUUGCAUUCUUUGCAUUUAACUAUAGUAAAUAAGAUGUCGUAAAGAGUAUGAUGCGCGUGAAUUCAAAAUAACAUCGACCUGAAAAUAAUACAUUGUAUAGUAUAUCAUAAAUGCCUGUCUCCGAUUAUAUGAAAAAUAAAAUCUGUUGUGAUAUAAUAAAGUUAGGAUUUUAAUACGA
Frieseomelitta varia is the source of this 1616-nucleotide messenger RNA. It is a transcript of the gene alien, whose product is annotated as COP9 signalosome complex subunit 2. Gene Ontology annotation, biological process: protein deneddylation. The record is from RefSeq and is a predicted model, not a curated record. The coding region runs from base 146 to 1480 and encodes 444 amino acids. The transcript is spliced from 9 exons. Lineage: Eukaryota; Metazoa; Arthropoda; Insecta; Hymenoptera; Apidae. Gene Ontology annotation, cellular component: COP9 signalosome.